CUUCAUAUGAAGCAGCUACUACUAUAUCUGCAUAUCUUUAGCAACCAUAGGAGUUGGGAUGAAAAGAGAGGAAAAGAGAUUCCCUUUUAUGCAGCUAACAAACGAAAACAGAGUAUCUAUGUUGCUUAUGCAGAUCCGAAAGUUGAUUAUUCGAUCCAAUGUUAGCCCGCCAUUAUCCUGUCCUCAAUCUUCAAAAUUUUCUCUCCUUGCAUGCAGAUAUUCCUUACCCCUAUAUGAGCAGCCAUAGAACAUGACAAAAUAGAUGCUGGCAGGUGGCAGAGUCUCCAGGGGAGUUUCGGACAGAUGUCUUAUCCCUGUUUCUUCUCAGCUUUCAUCUCACAACUUCACUAGUCCUCGUUGAUCAUACUUCGAACUGAAAGGAGAGGAGAAACUCUGUAAAUGGCGAGUAAUGAGACCAUGAGUAGUAAAUCGGUGGUGUGGAUGAAAGAGGUGAAGACGGUAAGCUUGGUAGCGGCUCCAAUGGUGGCAGCCACGCUGUUGCAGUACCUUGUCUACUUCCUUUCGACACUAAUGGUUGGCCAUCUCGACGACCAGCUCUCCCUCUCGGCGGCCUCCAUCGCCACUGCUUUCUCCCUCGUUACCGGCUUCACCUUGCUUGCUGGAAUGGCAGGUGGGUUGGAGACACUGUGCGGCCAAGCCUACGGAGCAGGGCAACACCAGAAGCUAGCAACAUACACUUACUCUGCCAUCUCAUCCAUGGCCUUGCUAUGCUUCCCCAUCUCCAUCCUCUGGCUAUUCUUCACAGGCAAGCUGCUCAUUCUCACCGGGCAAGACGUUUCGAUCUCGAACCUGGCUCGCAGAUACUCGAUCUGCCUCAUCCCGGGGCUAUUCGCCUACGCGUUGCUCCAGCCCAUGAUCCGUUUCUUCCAGACACAGAGCUUGAUCCUUCCAGUGCUGUUUUCGUCGCUAGCUUCAAUUUGUGUCCAUGUUCCUCUGUGCUGGGUUCUUGUGUUCAGAACCAGAUUGGGCUGCAUCGGGGCUGGAUUGUCCACUAGUGUGUCCACUUGGGCUAAUACGAUCUUGCUCGGGACUUACAUGGUUUGCUCUCCCAAAUGUGCAGAGACUAUGGCUGAGUUUAGGUGGAAGGAUGUGUUGGUGGAGUCGUGGGCGUUCUUGCGGUUCGCGGUUCCUUCUGCGAUCAUGACAUGCCUUGAAUGGUGGUCGUUCGAUGUGCUCAUUUUAUUGUCUGGGCUCUUACCGAACCCGAAGUUGGAAACUUCAGUUUUAUCAAUUUGCUUCUCAAUCUCUUACAUGCACUCAACCAUUCCCCUUGGCUUUGCAGCCACUAUUAGUACAAGGGUGUCAAACGAGUUGGGAGCAGGGAAUGCAAAGGCAGCUAAGCUGGCAAUGAAGGUUGUAAUGGUUCUCUUGGCGACGGAACUGGUUGUCAUCAUCCUGCCUCUUUUGUUCCUUAGACACGUCUUGGGGUACGCUUUCAGCAGUGACAAAGAAAUCGUCGACCAUGUUGCAACUAUGGCUCCUUUCCUGUGUCUCCAAUGCAUCACGGAUGCCCUACAAGCAGUACUAUCAGGGGUUGUGAGGGGAAGUGGGAAGCAAAAACUAGGCGCUUUCGUGAACCUCGGGGCUUACUACUUGGUCGGAACGCCAUUAGCUGCCAUAUUGGCUUUUGUUGCACAUUUAGGAGGGAAAGGACUAUUGAUUGGGAUAUCAACUGGAGCUGGCCUCCAGGCAUCUCUAUUUGCUGUCACCAUAGUCCUCACCAAUUGGGAACAACAGGCAUCUAAAUCUCGAGAGAGAAUCUUUCGAGGCGGCGAACCAGAGGGUCCUUGAUUCUGUUGGUGGAUGAACCAACUUCUUGGUUCAUAUUCUUAUUCGGUUUUCAAAUAGGGCAGUGAGUCCUUAUAAAAGUGAAGCAGAUUUGAGAUUGAGUUAGAAAUCAAUUCUUCAUCAUUCUGAGACCCAAUGUAACUAUUUGUGGCUUGGGACAUUAUCACUGUUCUGCAGCAGCGCAGCCCUUCUUCCAGUUAACACCAUGGUUUUGUUCCUGCAUGCAUUUUACAGCAACUCUUUGUGCAGUUUCAAUGUAAUGCUCCUCAUCGACGAUCUGAGGUUGGAGCACCAUGGUUUUGUUCCUGCAUGCAUUUUACAGCAACUCUCCUCCCGCCAUGAAAUCUCGCUCGUGUUCAUGUUAACCGGCAAAGCCCAACAGGCAGCAUGACCAUAGUCCAUACAAAGUCCAAGUCCAAGCCCAUAAGCCCCAAGUCUAGAGUCUCUUUGACUUGGUGGACGAUGUUCCCGCCAGGCAGCUCCGCCGGUUGCCGCUCUCUUUCCCGGUCCCACGUUCCGCUCAAUCUCCGAUUCUCGUCAGCUCCGCUUCCUUCUGCCCUGAGAAAAAUCUGUCGCUCCGCUAUGAGUCUAAGCCUUCCAUUUCUCUCUUAUGUCCCAUCUCUCGAUUUAGUUCCUUCCUGUUUCAAUAACGGUAGUAAAAGAUGGCGGCUUUAGUAGUUCAUUCAUUGCCGAAAUCUUCAAUUGGGUCGUCUUCUUUUUGCCCGGAAUCUCUUGGGGUUCAGUUCGGCGCAAUCGCUACAGAAGGCUUCUCUCAAUUAUGCCUACAGAAAGCUGGAAUCUGUUCUAGAAGCUCUUCCAGCUUUCGGGUUGCUAUCACUUUCCCCCUCUAGAAGCAAGGAACAACAAAGAAAUCGCCUUUUCUCAUGUCAUGCUGCUGAAAUCAAGCAGAAAAGAAAGACAGAAGAAUCAGUUUCGUCCAGGUAAAGAACUCUGGAAUUUUUUCUUCUGAGUAACUAAAUUAAGUCAGUUCGGUGUUGUAGUUAUCCUCCAUUGGCUUCCUUGUCCCGGUUGGAUUUCUAAUUGCUCUUCCUAGUAAAAGUUGCAGCAGAAUUAGCAAAAGAGGUGAAACAAACUUUCUCCCAUUAUGUUGAGCAAACGUGUUCUUGAUAAGCAAAAGUUUGGCCAGUUGGUCUGUCUAGCCUGAGCAUCCGUUUCAGAGUUGGCAGAGUGAAUGGGCUGCCUUUUGUCCUUGCUUUGUGUGUUGGGGGAAAGGGAUGUGAUGAAUGACUAGGGAAGGAGAGCAUAUAAUCGAAUAUGCCCAUUCUGGUAGUAGUUUGGCUUUAGCAAAAUCAUUCAGUUUCAUCUGUGGAAUUUGAGACAUUCUUUCAUUGCAAAGUAUGGGGAUGGAAAGUGUACCUGAAAGAAAGAAGAAAAAAAAGGGGCUGUGGUUGA
Molecule: messenger RNA, 3222 nt
Organism: Linum trigynum
Lineage: Eukaryota; Viridiplantae; Streptophyta; Magnoliopsida; Malpighiales; Linaceae
Source: the annotation of a GenBank genome assembly